This is a messenger RNA of Grammomys surdaster, 999 nucleotides long. RefSeq names its product melanoma-associated antigen 10-like. Gene Ontology annotation, biological process: negative regulation of transcription by RNA polymerase II. NCBI's taxonomy places the organism in Eukaryota, Metazoa, Chordata, Mammalia, Rodentia, Muridae. The transcript has a single exon. The record is from RefSeq and is a predicted model, not a curated record. Gene Ontology annotation, cellular component: nucleus. The coding region runs from base 1 to 999 and encodes 332 amino acids.
AUGCCUAGACCUCGGAAGCGUAGGAGAUGUAUGGUCGAGGGACAGUCUGAAGCCCCAAGUGAGACAGAGGGCCAAAUGAGUGUUGCAGUUUCAAUAGAAGAAGAUUCUUCUUCAUCCUCUUCUACUUAUUCCUCAUCUUUCCCUUCUUCCUUCUCUUCUACCUCUUCUUCCUAUAGUCUAAUGUCAGGCAACUCAGAGGAGGGCUCUGCUGCUUCUAGGGCAUCAAGUCCUCAUAGUACUCCAGGAGCUUGCUCCUCCUGCACUGCUAUGAUUUUCUCUCCAUGUAGCCAAGUCAGUGCAGACUCCGAAGGUGAGGAAAGCCCAGGUGCCUCACAGGCUCUUCCAGGUGGUGCUUCAUUGUCUACAGGUGAGAUAGAUGUCAAAGUAGAUGAGUUGGUAAAAUAUCUGCUCUUUAAAUAUCUUAUGAAGGAGCCAGUCAGCAAGGCAGAAAUCCUGAGUAAUAUCAUUAGAAAUUAUCAGGACCACUUUGCUGUUAUAUUUAGAGAAGCCUCAGAGUGCAUGCAAUUAGUCUUUGGCCUUGAAUUAAAGGAAAUAGAUCCUGCUGGCCACACCUAUAUCCUUACCAUAGCCCUAGAGCUCACUUAUGAUGGGAUGAUGACUGAUGUUCAGGGCAUACCUAAGACAGGCCUCCUGAUCAUGGUACUGAGCAUAAUAUUCAUGGAAGGCAACUGUACCAGUGAGGACAUGGUAUGGGGUGUAUUGAAUAACAUAGGCUUGUAUGCUGGGAAUGAACACUUUAUAUAUGGAGAACCCAGAAAGCUCAUCACUGAUGAUUUUGUACAAGAAGGGUUCUUGGAGUACAGGCAGGUGCCUGGCAGCCACCCUCCUUCUUAUGAGUUCCUCUGGGGCCCAAGAGCCUAUGCUGAAACCACCAAGAUGAAAAUCUUGACCUUUUUGACUAGCAUCAAUGGUAGUGAUCCCAGAUCAUACCCAAUGUGGUAUGCAGAGGCUUUGAGAGAUGAGGAACAGCAGGAAUAG